This is a messenger RNA of Benincasa hispida (wax gourd), 1057 nucleotides long. Its product is annotated as mini zinc finger protein 3-like. The record is from RefSeq and is a predicted model, not a curated record. NCBI's taxonomy places the organism in Eukaryota, Viridiplantae, Streptophyta, Magnoliopsida, Cucurbitales, Cucurbitaceae. Gene Ontology annotation, cellular component: nucleus. Gene Ontology annotation, biological process: regulation of DNA-templated transcription; regulation of developmental process. Gene Ontology annotation, molecular function: DNA-binding transcription factor activity; transcription cis-regulatory region binding.
GGGUAGGUAGGGUUUAGGGUUAAUGCUCAUCAUAGGACGCCAAAACAGAGAGAUAAAGGCAUUGUCAUUUCUUUUUCUUUCUUUCUUUUCCCCCUUUUGUUCUUGACGAGUGAGAAGAAGAUCAAAUCCAAACCCAAAACUCUCACAAACCCAUUUCAGAUCUUCAUCUCAGAACCAAAAAGGUAGGAUUUUUGGGUUGGUUUUUGUUUUGUUUUGAUUAAUAAUCAUGAUGAAGAAACGUCAAGUAGUAGUGAAAAGAUCAUCAGAUGGAGGAUCAUCAUCAUCAUCAUCAAAUAAUAACAACAGUAAUCGAAAUAGAAAUAGUAGUUCAUCUUCAAGAGUAAGAAAUGUGGUCAGAUAUGGAGAGUGCCAAAAGAAUCAUGCUGCAAAUAUUGGUGGAUAUGCUGUUGAUGGCUGCACUGAGUUUCUAGCAACUGCUGAAGAAGGCUCUCAUGGAGCUCUCAUUUGUGCUGCUUGUGGUUGCCACAGGAAUUUCCAUAGAAGAGAAGUUGAAUCUGAAGUUGUUUGCAACAUAUUGGGCGAAAGGAUUCAAAUUCUUGUAGAUAAUGAUAAUGGAGUUGCUAUUCAGUUUCCUAUUGAGAAAGAAGCGUCGGUUGAUACCAACAAGGUGACUAAUGCCUACCCACAUCAUAAGUUAAUCUUGCUGAACAAGAUGACAUAAUAGUUUUUGUUGGGGAGCCAACCCCUUUAGCGAUCCACACCACAAGUUAAUCUUGCUGAACAAGAUGAUGUAAUAGUUGCUGUUGUGGGAGCCAACUUGGUGGAAAACAAAACUGAGUGGAUACUUGAUACUGGAGCUUUGAGACAUUUCUACUCAAACCAAGAACUCUUCCAUGACUACGAGGACACUACUAACAGAGAGUGUGUGAGGACACUACUAACAGAGAGUGUAUGUUCAUAGGUAACUCUGCCACGAUAGUAGUGCUAGAAGCUGGCAAGGUUGUCCUCACAAAAAAUAGAGAUUUUGUUGUUAAGGAGUGUCUGGCUGAUGGCCUUUUUGUAUUGAAUACUAUCCCUGUUGCGAAUAUGAUGAAUA